AUGAAAAAAUUAUUAUAUAUAGCCAUAGCCUUGGCUUGUGUUGUUGCAUUAAUUGCUUUUAAUAGUGAAAUUUAAGAAUCUGUAUUUAAGAGAGUAAAAAGACAUGAUGUUUGGGGACCAACAUGCAGAAAGAAAUGUGCUGAUAAUAAAGGUGAAAUUUGUGGAUGGGUUUCAUAAGGAUGUUGCACAAUGGUAAUAUAAUUAAUAAUUUUAGGAACGUUGCUCAACUGGAUUUGGUGGAUAAAAAUGUGAGGAUGGAUAUAAAUUACAUAUUCCAGGAUGUACAACAUCUUGAUUAGAUUAAUAAUAUUUCAUUAUAAUAUCCAUAUCAUCAUGUUA
This is a messenger RNA of Paramecium sonneborni, 339 nucleotides long. The record is from the annotation of a GenBank genome assembly. NCBI's taxonomy places the organism in Eukaryota, Ciliophora, Oligohymenophorea, Peniculida, Parameciidae.